AUGGCAAGCAACAAGGAGAAGGCCCGUCCAGGCGACUGGAAUUGCCCAACCUGCAAUGACUUGCAGUUUGCGCGGAACAGCAGCUGCCGGCGGUGCGGAGGUCCGAAGCCAACUCUCCAGAACAUGGGGCCUGCAGCUCUUGGCUUCUAUCCAUGCGGAGGUGUGGGGUCUGGUACCUCUCCAAAUGGUCAGGCAAUGAUGUCUGGCGACUGGGUUUGUCCCAACUGCCAAGACCUUGUCUUUGCAAGGAACAGCCACUGUCGGCGAUGCAGUACACCCAGGCCGGAGCAGCCUUUCGUCCCACCAGGCUUCCCUGGCUAUCCUGGCUACCCCGGUUACUCCGGAUAUUUCCCGUGGUGGGGUUAUCCGCCACCGCCCAUGAAGAGGGACAGCAGCAGUUCCGACAGCGACUCUUCCGAUGAUUCGACAUCCGACACGAGCGAGGAGGAUGCAAGGAAAGCAGCAGCAUCGAAAGCGCGGCUGAAGGCGCGCGAGAAGGUCGAGGAGGAGCGAGCGGAGCGAAGAGCCAAGGAGAAAAGAGGCAAGAAGCUGAAGGCCCAGGCCUCCUCCAGCGAGCGAGACAGCGAAGCCAAGACGAAGCCCAAAAGAAAAGCCAAGGAGGACAGCGACAAGGAUGACGACGGUGAGGCCAGUACAGAAGGAGAAUCAGCAAAACCAAAAAAGAGCAGAAAGGACAAAAAGCAGAAGAAGGAGAAGGAGAAGGAGAAGGAGAAGAAAGAGAAGAAGGAGAAGGUGCCUUCCAAGAGCCAAGGCAAAACGAAGCAAGAGCACGAAAAAAAGACAAAGAAAGAGAAGCAGAAGAAGCGGAAGCAAAAGGCAAGCGACGACAGCGACGAGGAGAAGUCGGCAAGCGAGGUGUCCAGCCCAAAGUCGGAUGGGCAGCAAGUUAAUGGGCAGAAGCGCAAAGCCGCAAAGAACGCCAAGGAGAAGAAGGCACGGAUGAAGGAGGAGAGAAAAGUGAAGAGCCAGAUGAAGGCCAAGAGCAAAACGAGCCUUGACGGCAAGAGGGGUGGGGAUCAAACAAACAUCAAUUUGGAGAUCAAACAAAACUCAGAUUUGCUGCAACGUACAGUAUUUGUGGACUGUGAGCACUGA
This is a messenger RNA of Symbiodinium sp. CCMP2456, 1116 nucleotides long. NCBI's taxonomy places the organism in Eukaryota, Dinophyceae, Suessiales, Symbiodiniaceae. The record is from the annotation of a GenBank genome assembly.